Molecule: messenger RNA, 5932 nt
Organism: Pleuronectes platessa (European plaice)
Lineage: Eukaryota; Metazoa; Chordata; Actinopteri; Pleuronectiformes; Pleuronectidae
Gene: zmat3
Product: zinc finger, matrin-type 3
Exons: 6
Coding region: 15-1484 (489 amino acids)
Molecular function (GO): nucleic acid binding; zinc ion binding
Source: RefSeq, a predicted model, not a curated record
GGGAUGUGAGUGCGAUGAUGCAGCUGAAGAGCGGGGAUGCGGCGUACUACCACAGCGCAGAAUACUGCAGGAAUUACACCUCACCGCCCACCGUCACCUACGGUCACUGCAGCCAUUAUCUGCCCCGGCUACCAGGGCCUGAGAACAUGUUGAAGCCGCCCCUGAGUCUCUUCAGCCACCCCCAGCAUCCUUUCCACCACAUGGACUGCCUGCACCAGCUGGGGCCUCCACCUAUGGCACCUACGCAGCCACUCGGCCCACCACCCAUGGCCCCGGCUCAGGCAAUUGGACUCCCAACUAUGGUCCCCUCCCAGAAUCUAGGGCCCCCUCCCAUAAGUGCUACUCACCCAUUAAGGCCUCCCCAUAUUACCCCACCACACAGUUUAGGCCCCCCUCCAAUGGUGCCAGCUCAGCCUUUGGGACCUCCACCCUUGCCACACACCAUGGGGCCCCCACAUGAUCACACACAAGCGAUAGUGCCUCUAACCAUGGACCUCACGCAGCCAUUAGGGCCUCCCCCUAUGAACCAUGCACAAGUGCUGGUGCCACCACCUGUAGUGGUGCCCGGAGCUGGCAGAUUCCCCCUCCCUCCCAGCCCUCUGUUGUCCCCUCCUGCUCGGGGCCCUGAUCCCUCACAGCUGCCGCCCCGGCCCCCAGGUCCAACCCUCAUCCCGUCCGGCCUCAUCCCCUGUCAUCUCCCUGGUCAGGCAGCACCAGCCAGCGAGCAGCCCCAGGACGAGGGCUCUCCGCUGGGGAUGGAGGAGCAGGAGGACAUGGGGCUGGAGGAACUGUGCAAACCACUGUACUGUAAACUCUGCAAUGUAACACUGAACUCUGCUCAGCAGGCACAGGCUCACUACCAGGGGAAGAACCACAGUAAAAAGUUGAGGAAUUUCUACGCUGGCAGUCAACAGCCACCAGCCAUUAGGAUCCCAGAAGUCCUUGAUGCAGCGGGCCAACCAGCCCUCAACUCAGGAUCCACAGACAGUGACACAGGCCGACAGGCCUUGUACAAGGGGGCGACUCGGGUCAUCUUGGCCACAGAGAACGACUACUGUAAGCUGUGCGAUGCCUCCUUCAGCUCACCGGCGGUUGCACAGGCUCACUACCAGGGCAAGAACCACGCCAAGAAACUAAGGCUUGCAGAGGCCCAGCAGAAUUCCACUAACAUGGAAGGCAGCAAUGAGGCGGCCGCAAGAAGAAACAGGAAAGAUGGCAGCGAAUACAAACUGGUGAAAAACCGCCGCAGCCCACAGCUACCGGCCGCCAUGCCAGGGCCGUACUACAACCCCAGGCCCAGGCAGCGCAUCCCCAGGGACUUGGCCAUGUGUGUGACUCCCAGCGGACAGUUCUACUGCUCCAUGUGCAACUGUGGUGCCGAGCAGGAGACGGACUUCAGGCAACAUCUGGAGAGCAAGCAGCACAAGGCUAAAGUGUCCGAGUUGAGAUACCGCCACGAGAUGGAGAACCUCGGCUACAGCUAAGGGACAUGUGAUGAGAGGGGGGGUGAGAGAAGGGAUAGAACGGGUCCAGGUGGCAAAUACUGACCUGUGUUGAAGGGGUAAUACUGAGUGAAGGGACCAGUAGUGAAGGGACCAGCCCAAAUGGCCUCAAGAGCUUGUUGUAGUUCAUUUGAUUUAUGGAUCAGAAACUUGACCUAAUGCUCAAACACACAAAGCUAUAAUUGGCUUUGGACAUUUUGAAAAUCAGCCUUUAGAAACAAACCAGGCUGCAGGAAAAUGGUGAAAAGUGCAGCUUUCACCACAGAAGAAAAAAUAUAUAUCAAGGCACUGACUACAAGCUUUAGUGAGACUGUUUCUGGUCAAGUUUCAUCCAAGGUCUUGAGUGGGUUGCUUUCUGAGAGGAUACGACGAAAUGCCAGAGGAGAGGACAAAGACAGACAGAGAGAGAGAGAGAGAGAGAGAGAGAGAGAGAGAGAGAGAGAGAGAGAGAGAGAGAGAGAGAGAGAGAGAGAAAACUGGAAAACAGAGAGAAAUUGUUGAUGGAAGUAAAAGGAAGGAGACGAGUCGAGCGGCGAACAAGGGAAGGAAUGAGCCCUGCAGGUGUUUCUAUAGCAGGGACCACUCAGUGACCACAGGUCACAAAAGAGAAAAUCAAACAUUUUAUAACCUGAUGCAGGCAAUAAAAUCCAAAGUACUAUUUAAAAACUAAAACAAAGCACAAUGAACAUCACCUGGAAGAAACGGUGUGACACAAAUCUGUUCGCCUUCGCCAACCUUGUACCUACCGGCCCUCUGGUGUGUUUCAGGCUAACGGCCGAGCCCUGCUCAGCUUCGUACGUGCCUUCAGUGGGAAUAAGGCUAAAGAAUCAACCUUGGCGAGCCAUUCAGCAAACACAGUAGAAGCCAAUCCACAGUGUUGAUUGGGAUUUUCUAUAUUCUCUGUCAUCUUUCUUCUCGUUACACAAAUAUCAUGUAAAUAUCCUCAAAUUCAAUGAGUUGAAACAUAGAAUAAGUGAGUACAAUAGAUUCUUUGUUUAAUGUUAGCCUGGUGUAUAUUGUAAAUAAUUUAUUUAUUAAUUAUCAGGAAUCUUGUACAAAGUGUGCACUGACUGAAUGUCUGCCCUGUGUGUGUGUGUGUGUGUGUGUGUGUGUGUGUGUGUGUGUGUGUGUGUGUGUGUGUGUGUACUGCAGGCCCCCUGUACCACUUGGAUGGGGCCUUUGUUGAAAACGUAACUUUGGUACCAUUGGUCUGUAGUGAAAAGCUGCUCUCUGCUUUCUUGAAAACUACUUUGUUGUCUUUAACUCCAAACUUUCUAAUUAGUUUGCAACUGAAAUGAACAGUGCUGCGUGAGGAGAGCUCCUGAGUGUUUCUGGUUGUGAGACAUAUCAAGUUAAUGGUCCUGAUCAAUCUCGACUCCCAGAGGGGACGUAUGUAGCUGAGGUUCUACUGAAGUGUGAAACGGCUGCAGAGGAGCAACACACGUCUGCGUCUUCAGACAAAUGCUUUUGUUUUCUUUUACCCUCGACGACCUGCUCAGCUUGUUCUGCAACAUCCAACCAAUCCUGAGAAGAUCUUACAUUUUAGUCAAACAUUUAAUGAGGAAACGUGAGUAAAAAGUGCCUUCAACUCAACGGCAUUCAAAGAUAACAGGUCAAGGAUCAAAGGUCAAACAAAUCUAAAUUGAUCUAGUGUAUAUUAAUCUAUUUAUUAUCUACUGUAUUUACCAAAUAAUAAUAAUAAUAAUAAUAAUAAUAAUAAUAAUAAUAAUAAUAAUAAUAAUGCUUGAUUUAUCAACCAAAGCCCCUUUUCAGAGUUAGAAAAUGAGACUGAAAAUAAAACAAAUUAAACUAAAUUUGGUUUUCAAACUUUUCCAUUAUGACAGCAGUGCGUGCACACAUGUGCCAUGUCCAGACACACACACACACACACACACACACACACACACACACACACACACACACACACACACACACACACACACACACACACACACACACACUCACACUUAAUUCAAUCAGUCAGGCCUGAUAGCGUUGCAUAUCCAGAUGUGUUACAAGCAGCGUCCAGUGUUUGUGUGCGGUUGGUUGCGUUCACUGAGGGGAGAUGCAGCUGUUUACAUCUCACAUGUGUCUCCAGAGCACAGACACACACCUGAUCACACACACACACACACACACACACAAACACACACACACACUCAGGAGAAUCGUACUGUGGGGACAGCGGACUGCCGCGUUCAGGGAUUUAAACGUGAGAAAAAGAAGAGGAUGGGGAGUCAGAGAGGCAGAGACAAACAAAGCAAAGCAAAUCAAACCAUUGGCUGCUUCAUUAGCCCACCGUGUUCACACAGAGCAGAACAAAGAGGAGCUGGAGAAAGCAGAGCUGGAACCAAAGCUGUGGGCGAGGCCCAGUCGACGAGAUCUUCCCAUUAGACGGAGCUGCGGUCUGUCCUCCUCCUCAGAGAAAUAACACGCUUUGUCUCAUAUGAGAGUCCUGGUAGCAUCAGCCUUCAUUGUGCUGACAGGCUUCUUAGUGCAGACACCUUCAGCUAGUGCAUGAAAUAAAAGGCUGCACAGGAGAGGAGGAGAAAUGAACAGGCUCCUACACACUUUGCUUGAAGGCUCUUUAAAGGUACUGGGGAAAGCAUCGGGAAACCAUUUUGGCUUCUGCUCCCGUUGCUGCCCAAUUAAAAUGUGGAAAUACCAACUGGAGACCCCUCGGUGCAGAUUAGUUUGGACCUGAUUUAUGAGCAGCUCAACCAAAGAUUGAUUUUUCAGAUUCAUUUUAACAAGGCUGGACAAGCUGUGCAGCUGCCACAGGAUCCCAGACGCCCUUGCAAUUCAUUCAGUAUCUAAUUAUUUUCAUUUCAAAUAAGAAAAAAAAUGUGAUUUUUUUUUUGUUGAAGGAAUAUUGUUUUCUUUCAAAAUCAUCUUGUGACUCCUGAGAUGUAUCUUUUCUACCUUGAGGCCACUGCUCCAAACCAUUAGGCAUUAUUGUCAGCUUUUUUUUUAUUACAACAAGAUUUAAUUUUGGGAAACAUGUAAAAAAAUUCAUCUGUGCUCCUCGCUUAAAGUCAAAACAGUAAAAAAAAUGACGAGACAUGCACUGUUUUUGUAUUUAUGACUUUAAACCUUUGACCCAAAGCCUCCUGGAUCAUUUGAAAGAGUUUCACAGGGGAAAAAAUGUAAAACUAUCAAUAUUAUGUCAUUUAUAAUAAAAAACAAUACAUGAUUAUUGACUCCUGAACACAACAGGUAUUAAUGGAAAGAAAAUGAAAGAGUUAGAAAUGAAAUGGUAAACACAUCUUAUAGUAAUGGAGUAAAACACGUCUGAUCUCUGGAAAAAUGUCUACACAACUACUUCAAUAUUGUUGCAGUGAUUAAACCUUAAACGUCUAAAUAUAUAAUAUAUAAUAUUGGUCGCACAAAUGUUUUAAGGCGCUAAAAAGCACGGUGGUGAAUAAAGGUAUUAAUACGAUGAAAGGGUCAGUACCAGGUUCAUGGUGGUAUUAUUUUAAAUCAGGAUUUUUAUUAAUUAUACAUAAGAUCACAUUAACGCUUAUAAACGAUCUGUUCAGCUGCUGUUUGGUCCGGUGACGUCUUUAAACCACUUCGGAUUAUUUUGUCUUUUCCACGUUUGAGACUGUGACGCUCUCUAACUAGAAUAUAUAGAUAAUAAUUGAUUUCCUAUGUUGAUUUGAACUCUGCGGUGUUUCAGCACCACAAGUUACAGAGUUUGUGCUUUGCUGUAAAUCACAAAGAUGUAUUAUUGUUACAUAUUUUCACAUUUAAUUCCGAUGUUUCUACUGAUGAGAGAAAAUGAAGAUGUGCGUUUUGAAAUGUGCUGAAUCCACAAAACGGGGCAUUGGUCCGAAUGACGAGUUUGCACUGAAUAUAAAAACAAAAUGUUGUUAUAAAGAGAUUAUAAUCGUUUAUUUCAAGUGAACGCUUUGCUACCAUUGUUAUCAUUUGCCUCUUCGAUGAGUUUUAUCCUAAUGUUUACAAGGUGAGGGAGCUGUUAAUGGACAUGUAUCAUAUUUGUAAAUGUGUUUCUCCGUGUGCUGCUCUGCUGGACUGAUCGGAUCAGACCGGGGGGGCAGACGGGCGACACUGUGAGGCCAAGUAGGAGAAAACGACACUGUGACCUGUGAGAUGUAGCACAAAGGAAUAUGAAACAUAAUAAUAUACACACUCUGCAAGGAAAUUAGACACAACUGAUCAGAGUUUGACAAAAAACGAUAGAGAUGAUGGACCUUGUAAAGGUAGCGCUGUAGCUUUAUGAGAAUUGGUCCCAAAAUGUCAAACAUAGAUCCUGAAAUAAUCUCCUCUUGCCUGCAGGUAUCAUCAUGUGCAUGGCAGCUGCAUUGGUUUCAGAAUAUAUGGAAUGGCGAAUGCUUGCCUUACGUAGAAAAGCUCUUUUAUCCUUGUGUGCAGGCCACAGAUUGUAAAUAAAGAUGGACGACGCCUCU